ACACGUGUGAGACAGUGUACGACAAACUGUGGUCGAGGACGAUCGCCCACCUGUCGUGUUCCCAGGAGCAGCGAGAUAGUAUACAGCUAUGGAGAAGGUACUAGAAUAUUUGGCUUUCGUUUCCGCCUUUGUCCUCGUAACAGGUCAGGGCGGCAGUUGUCCCGCCGGGUACGCCGUCUACAGCGAGUCCUGCUACAAGAUGUUCCCCCUGGCGGCCACGUGGCCCGAGGCUGUGGUCUUCUGCAAAACCUUCGGAGGGAAACUUGCAAUGAUAACGGACCAGCAGGAACAGGACUUUAUCGAGAGCUACAUCAGUGGACUGCACAAUAGUCACCUGACGCUGGACAUUUGGCUUGGUGGGUCCGACCUCUUGGUAAACCAGGAGUGGAUGUGGACAAACACUAUGGACCAUAUACAGUACAGCAACUGGAAUCCAGGGGAGCCCAACAACGUCGGCAGUGGCAGCUCCGUCACGGAGGACUGCUUAGCGCUUCUUUCAACUAACUACAAAUGGAAUGACGCUCCCUGCACAGACCGGAUGAACUUCCUUUGUGAGAGACAGUAAGUUGGAUUCAAAUCCUAUUGGGUAGGGAAAACUUGUUCACCAACAGUAUUCACGGGAAUGUACACGCUGAAUGUUUCAAUAAAAUCUGGUUGAACUUU
Molecule: messenger RNA, 663 nt
Organism: Haliotis rubra (blacklip abalone)
Lineage: Eukaryota; Metazoa; Mollusca; Gastropoda; Lepetellida; Haliotidae
Product: perlucin-like protein
Exons: 5
Coding region: 89-565 (158 amino acids)
Molecular function (GO): signaling receptor activity
Source: RefSeq, a predicted model, not a curated record